AUGCCAUCCACUCGCUCAUCUAGCAGGACACCGAGAAGAUUGAGUGGCAGUACAGUUACAAGUUCUCUUAGUGAAAUGGAGCCAGCACCUCCAGUCCUCGGAAAGAUUGGCGUAUGCGCUUUGGAUGUGAAAGCUCGCAGCAAGCCGAGUCAGAACAUCUUGACACGCCUUCAAUCUAAAGGAGGGUUUGAAGUGAUCGUUUUUGGUGAUAAAGUCAUUCUUGAUGAGGCUGUAGAAAACUGGCCUGUUUGUGACUUCUUGAUUGCUUUCUUCUCUGACGGAUUUCCAUUGGACAAGGCUAUCGCAUACGCUAAACUUCGAAAACCGUUUUGUGUGAAUGAUCUGCCAAUGCAGAAGGUUCUGUGGGAUCGUCGUCUGUGCUUGAAAAUCCUAGACCAAAUGAAUGUUCCAACGCCAAAACGACUUGAAGUCAACCGCGAUGGUGGGCCAACAUUGGAGUCGCCAGAGCUUGCACAGCAUGUUCAUAGACUCGCAGGAGUCAAACUUGACGGGCCUGGAGAUGGGACGGGCGGGGGCGCUGCGAAAACGAAAAGCGUAUCAAUGUCAGAUGACGGUGAUUCGUUGAUCGUGGACGGGAAGACGUUCAGAAAGCCAUUCGUCGAGAAACCGACCGACGGAGAAGAUCACAAUAUCCACAUAUAUUUCCCCAACGACCAACAGUAUGGUGGUGGUGGCAGAAAGCUUUUUCGAAAAGUGGGCAAUAAAAGUUCCGAAUAUGACCCUCAUCUUACCAUUCCCCGGUCGAUAACAGAUCAGGGCGCCAGCUACAUCUAUGAGCAGUUCUUGAGGGUGGAUAACUCCGAGGACGUCAAAGCUUAUACCGUCGGUCCAGAGUACUGCCAUGCAGAAACAAGGAAGUCACCAGUGGUUGAUGGGCUCGUUCGGCGAAAUACACACGGUAAAGAGCUGAGAUAUAUAACGAAUUUGAGCAAGGAUGAAGCUUUAAUUGCUUCGAAAAUAUCCAACGGUUUCGGCCAGCGAAUCUGCGGCUUUGACAUGCUACGGGUUGGGGAUCGAAGCUACGUAAUAGACGUCAAUGGAUGGAGUUUUGUCAAAGACAACAACGAUUACUAUGAUCGAUGUGCUAGCAUCCUCCGCGACACUUUCCUUAGUGAAAAGCGGAGGCUUUCCGAAGUUGUUGACACGAUCUCCUCCGAUGCCGGCCAUACUUGGAGGCCUUCUGUCUCACAUAGACACGCGCUGAAAACUCUACUGAAACCGCCAAGUACAUCAAAACUUUACGGGAACCAGCAGCACAACAGGACCUCUGACAAUGACUUGCCUGAAGCUCUUACUGCAGGACUUGUCGAACCGCCUGGAAAGGAAAGUCCAGAUGCUGGCAAAAUCGCCAGAAAUACUACAGCAAAGGACAAUCACCCAAACCCCACUAGCUACACGGUGCAACACGGCAAGCCACCGGUUGGAAUUAUGGACGCACCCAACGAAGGUGCUCCUCCACCUCCAGCCUCCAAGCACUCUUGGAAAUUGAAGGGCAUGGUAGCCGUCAUUAGACAUGCAGAUCGCACACCAAAACAAAAAUUCAAGUUCACCUUCCACAGUCAGCCGUUUAUUGAUCUAUUGAAAGGGCAUCAGGAAGAAGUGGUGAUCAAAGGGAAGGCUGCACUGGCCAGUGUUUCUGAUGCUGUCAGAGUCGCAAUGGCUCAGGAACUCGAAGAUAUGGAUAAAUUGAAAUUACUCCGCACAUCUCUCGACAAAAAAGGCGGCUGGCCUGGAACUAAAGUUCAAAUCAAGCCGAUGUUUCGCAAAAGAACCCCCGACGAACUUCAUGGGGGAGAAUCAAAUGUUCGAAACAUUUCAGAAAGUUGCCCGAGAGAUAAGAGCUUGAGCAGGUCUCAAACCCGGAGUGACUCGAUAUCUGGUGCCACUUUCUCGAGGUUCUCUGCUGCCGAAAAUGACCUUAUCCUUGAUAAACUUCAACUUGUCAUUAAAUGGGGUGGGGAGCCAACUCAUGCUGCUCGUUACCAGUCACAGGACCUAGGACUCAACAUCCGUGAUGACCUGAAAUUGAUGAACAAAGAAGCACUGAACAAUGUCCGGAUAUUCACUAGCUCGGAACGACGUGUAAGCACCAGCGCUCAAAUUUGGGCUUGCUCUUUUCUGGAUCAAAAGGAACUUCCGGAGGGAUUCAUACAAGUACGGAAGGAUCUCUUAGAUGACUCCAACGCUGCAAAAGACCUUAUGGAUAAGGUAAAAAAGAAGCUGAAACUGCUUCUAAGAGAAGGCUCUGCCCCAUCUCAGUUCACCUGGCCGAAGGAUAAUAUCCCCGAACCCUCAGUCGUCUUGGCUACUGUUGUUGAGCUGAUGAAGUUCCAUCGAGACGUUAUGCGUCACAAUUUUCGAAGACUUGAUAAUAAUGCUUCACAUGGCCGACCAGCAACGACCCCUGCAGGUUCUUCUCCUAGUGUUUUCACUGAGAACGCCGAUAUCUCUUCUAUUCAAGGGCGAUGGUGCACCGGCGAGGACCCCAUGCUUUUUAAGGAGAGAUGGGAGAAAUUAUUUGCCGAGUUUUGUGAUACGGAAAAGGUCGAUCCUAGUAAACUUUCGGAGCUAUACGAUAGCAUGAAGUUCGAUGCUCUCCACAAUCGGCAAUUUCUAGAGUGGGUUUUCAUGCCCCCUGAUGACGAAAGCUCCGAGUCAUUCGAGGACAUUAGAUCGAACAGCGAUGUGAACACAGACAGGAGUGGAGAGCAUGGAGAUAAUUCGACAUUCGCUCGCCGAUUUAGUCUCAGGAAAAGGCUGCAUGCUUUUGAACCAAUCCCACACCUACGAGCCCUUGAUGAUUCUUACGAUCACUACUUCAAAUUAUACCCAGGUGCUAGCUCCACAAAGGCCAAAGUGGACGCGAGACUGUCAAAAUUGAGAGAGCUAUACAAACUGGCUAAGGUCUUGUUUGACUACGUAACACCUCAGGAAUACGGCAUUACAGAUACAGAAAAAUUGGAGAUUGGCCUACUGACAUCCUUACCCCUUCUUCAGGAGAUUGUAAGGGAUCUAGAAGAAGUGCAAGCCUCGACUGAUGCGAAGUCAUUUUUCUAUUUUACCAAAGAGUCCCAUAUUUACACCCUUCUAAACUGCAUCCUUGAAGGUGGUAUACAGACUAAAAUUGCCCGAACCGCCAUUCCCGAGUUGGAUUAUUUGUCUCAGAUCUGUUUUGAGCUUUAUGAAGCCCGGGAUUGCGAAUCAUCAACAAAUUCUUACUCAAUUCGAAUUUCUAUUAGCCCUGGGUGCCAUGCAUUUGACCCACUGGAUGUGCAACUUGAUGCUAGGCAUGCCAUCGGUUGUGCACCUAGACGAAGUUUGACAGCUCAUAAAGAUUGGAAGGAAGUCAUCGAGACUCUCAAGGCUAAAUUCAACACUGUUGAACUUCCCAAAUCAUUUAUUGCAGUGAAUUUGAGUGACAAGCAUGGGCCUAACACUUGA
Aspergillus campestris IBT 28561 is the source of this 3462-nucleotide messenger RNA. RefSeq names its product inositol polyphosphate kinase VIP1. Gene Ontology annotation, biological process: inositol phosphate biosynthetic process; inositol metabolic process. The transcript is spliced from 3 exons. Gene Ontology annotation, molecular function: inositol hexakisphosphate kinase activity; diphosphoinositol pentakisphosphate kinase activity; 5-diphosphoinositol pentakisphosphate 1-kinase activity. Gene Ontology annotation, cellular component: cytosol. Lineage: Eukaryota; Fungi; Ascomycota; Eurotiomycetes; Eurotiales; Aspergillaceae. The record is from RefSeq and is a predicted model, not a curated record. The coding region runs from base 1 to 3462 and encodes 1153 amino acids.